Caenorhabditis remanei is the source of this 1356-nucleotide messenger RNA. RefSeq lists its product as uncharacterized. The transcript is spliced from 12 exons. NCBI's taxonomy places the organism in Eukaryota, Metazoa, Nematoda, Chromadorea, Rhabditida, Rhabditidae. Bases 1 to 1356 code for a protein of 451 amino acids. Gene Ontology annotation, molecular function: GTP binding; structural constituent of cytoskeleton. Gene Ontology annotation, biological process: microtubule cytoskeleton organization; mitotic cell cycle. The record is from RefSeq and is a predicted model, not a curated record. Gene Ontology annotation, cellular component: cytoplasm; microtubule.
AUGCCUUCGGAUGGUAGAGAAUGUGUCUCGAUUCAUAUUGGCCAAGCGGGUUCCCAAAUUGGAAACGCUUGUUGGGAGCUCUACUGCAUGGAGCAUGGUCUCGAUGAAGCAGGAUUUUUGAAGGAAGAAGAGGAAAAUAAGCAGCAAUCUCUUCAAGCCUUUUUUUCGGAGUCUAUGAAUGGAAAACAUGUUCCACGUGCUAUCUAUGUAGAUUUGGAACCGACGGUUUUGGAUGAGAUUCGAAAUGGUGUAUACUGUAAUUUGUUCCAUCCGGACCAAAUUAUUAAUGGAAAGGAAGAUGCGGCAAAUAACUAUGCUCGUGGGCACUACACUAUUGGAAAGGAGCUCAUUGACGUCGUUUUGGAUAGAAUUCGUAAGCAGACCGAAAACUGUGAAGGACUCCAAGGAUUUCUUGUAUUCCAUUCUUUUGGUGGAGGAACUGGUUCUGGAUUCAGCUCAUUGCUUAUGGAGAGACUCUCUGUGGAAUUCGGAAAGAAAAGUAAACUGGAAUUCAGCGUGUACCCCGCACCACAAGUCUCUACGUCAGUCGUUGAGCCAUACAACUCCAUUUUAACCACUCACACUACAUUAGAGCUGUCCGACUGCUCUUUUAUGGUUGACAAUGAAGCGAUUUACGACCUCUGCCGUCAGAAACUACACGUGGAGAGACCUUCAUACUCCAACCUCAAUCGUCUUAUCGCGCAAGUGGUAUCUUCUAUUACCGCCUCGUUGAGAUUUGAUGGAGCUUUGAAUGUUGAUUUGAAUGAAUUCCAGACUAAUCUGGUCCCUUAUCCGCGUAUUCAUUUCCCACUCGCUACUUAUGCGCCAGUCAUUUCUGCAGAUAGGGCUCACCAUGAGCCCCUAUCAGUUCAAGACAUAACCCAUAUGUGCUUCGAAAAAGCAAAUCAAAUGGUGAAAUGUGACCCGAGCGCUGGAAAGUACAUGGCUGUCUGCUUACUCUAUCGCGGUGAUGUUGUUCCAAAAGAUGUAAACGCUGCUAUAUCGUCAGUCAAAGCUAAACGAGGAAUAAACUUUGUUGAUUGGUGCCCAACUGGUUUCAAAGUCGGAAUCAACUAUCAAGCACCGGUGACAGUGGAAGAAGGAGAUCUUGCAAAAGUCCAUCGUGCCGUUUGCAUGCUCUCAAAUACCACAGCUAUUGCCGAAGCGUGGGCUCGUCUCGACCACAAAUUCGAUCUAAUGUACUCAAAGCGCGCUUUUGUUCACUGGUUUGUAGGAGAAGGAAUGGAGGAAGGAGAAUUUGUGGAGGCUCGUGACGACUUGGCUGCUCUCGAGAAAGACUAUGCGGAGGUUAGCAGAGACACCGCAGACUUGGAGGAGGACAAUGACGAAUUUUGA